CUUGCACUUGUAGUUUCUGUGAUGAAUAAGUGAGUCAAUCAGUGACCUUUCGCUUUUAUAGAUAUAGAUAUCUUAUUUUGAUGCUUCUUAGAUCAAUUACUUAAAACAGCUUGCCAAAAGCUCCCGGAUGCACGCAAAGUUCAAGCACACCGAUGAAUAAACCAUAAGCCUCGCGUCCUAGAUCCGCUAACAAUAACACUGUAACAAUAAUGUGUUCAAAGAAAACACGACACAAAGUUAAGGGUCUCCCGUUAGCAUUUAUUUAUUAACUACAAUAAUAUCAUACGGAAAAGAUUGUUUGUAUUGAACAGGCUCAGCAACUACCGGAACGCUUAGAAUAAUUUAUUUCACCAUUAAAAUCCUAUAAAAAGGCGAUAAGUUUGCCGGGUAAGUAGUAGGUAAUUCUUAGUUUGCAGUUUCCUUUAUACUUAACUGGAUCUUUAUCCUAAAUCCUAAUAAAUAAAAUAACGGAAUAAUACCUACCUACAGGGUGUGUUUAUCUUAUCCUCUAGAUUAUAUUUCGGUCACACGGUCGAACUUCAUUAUGUCCUUAGUUUUCACGAAGUUUUAGUUUUCAGCAAAAUCGGCUUCAAGAUCUUUCAGCAUUUGUCGCUAUUUUUUCGACUUGGCCAAUCUCGCACACUUGAAAGUGUAUCCAUAAAAAGCUCUAUACGGGGGACGCUUAACAAAUUAUAAGUAAACCACAACCACGGCGCAUAAUAAAUAAAAUAAAAUGGAUUGAAUUUCUGAUGAUCUACGCCGUUAUAAUGAUCCUAUAGUUAGCCUGCGGUUAUCUAUCAACUGCCCAAAGUUUUUUACGCAUAUUUUUUCUCUAUUCCAAUUCUAAGAAUAAUGAGCAUUCUGAUUACUAUUCAGUAAGUGAAAUAAGAACAAUCUGCGUGUACCUCAGUAUUACUUGUGGAUCCAAACAAUAUUAACAUGUUUUUGCACACUGAAUACUAUUUGUACGUGAUUGAAGUGGUGAAUUUGCUAAAUUAGUGCACUAGUUUUAAGUUUUAUUAAGUUUUUACCAUGCGGGUGCUGUAUUUGAUUGUGUUUAUUGUGUUUUGUUUGUCUUCAGUGUGUGGAGUGUACAUAACGAACCUGAGCGGGGCAUGUCUGCGGUGUCUCUGCCACGUGGCGGGCUGCGACAUGUCGCACGGGUGCACUGAUGGGUACUGCGGGCCCUUCUACAUCUCCCGUGUGUACUGGGUGGACGCGGGGAGGCCUACGCUGCCCGAGGACAACCCAGACCGAGUGGAGGCAUUUGAGGACUGCGCUAAGGACUACUACUGCUCUAUCAAGAUUGUGGAAAACUACAUGGCGAGAUUUGGAAAGGACUGCAACAAGGACGGCGUGACGGACUGUUUCGACUACAUGAUGAUCAACUACCACGGAGGGCGCGCGUGCACCGGCCCUCUCUUCCUCACCAUGCAUGGACUCCGAUGGCUCAAUAAAUACAAGCAGUGCAAACUUUAAUACCUUACAAUAGACCCAAUAAAGACUUCAAUAA
Molecule: messenger RNA, 1513 nt
Organism: Ostrinia nubilalis (European corn borer)
Lineage: Eukaryota; Metazoa; Arthropoda; Insecta; Lepidoptera; Crambidae
Product: lysozyme-like
Exons: 4
Coding region: 1033-1479 (148 amino acids)
Molecular function (GO): lysozyme activity
Source: RefSeq, a predicted model, not a curated record